AAAAUCACAGAAAAAAUAAAAAUGUACAUAUGGUUUAAAAUUGCAGUUAUAUUGACAUGCUAAAUUAUAAAACAUGUCAUUUGAAUCAUCAGGUUCCUCUUUCACAUUUAUACAAAACUUGUAAGUCCUUGCGAUUCCAAUCAUUUUAAGUUGUGUUACAAAAUUACAUACUUGUCUUUACUUAUGUGCUAAUAAAGUUUAAAAGUAUUCUUAAGUGUGCUUCUUCUAGGCUUGCAGUCUAUGAAGAUCAAGGCAGCAACCUUCCAGUUACCAGCUCCAAGCUUGCAAAGCCCACAGCACACUGUCUAAUGUUUAAGAAAAUUUGUAAUCUACCUCUCAAAGCAUGUGCACAGUACAUGCAGUGUUCACCACCCCCCUUAUCAAUGACUUGUUUAAUCAUCUUUCAGUUCCUCUUAUUUUCCUAAAACAGCAGCACACAUAUACUGUACAGCAGAGAGGAUCUGUGUGAGCAGUCAUGGAAGGGAGUCUGUUUGUGCUGCUUCUGCUGUCAGGGCUCUUCUGGAGCAGUUCUGCUCUUUCUCGUCAGUACCACUAUAUAAAUGUAAGAAUGUCAUGGCCAGAGGCUCAGAGUUACUGCAGAGAGAAGUACACUGACCUGGCUACUGUAGACAACAUGGAUGAUGUGAACAGGCUGGUAAAUAUAGUGGAUGCUGGAUACAACGGAUCAGUGUGGAUUGGACUGAAGAGAGGGACACAGACACGCUGGGCUUGGUCUAAUGGAGAAGACAUGACUUCUCACUAUUUUAACUGGGAUUCUUCACAGACGCAUGGAAAUGGAGACUGCGUGUCUACUUAUUCUGGGGUUUGGCAUAUGGCGGCAUGUGACUCUCUACAAUAUUUUGUGUGCCAAAAUGAAAAUAAUGGAUACAUCAUGGUGCAGAGCAAUAAAACCUGGAGUGAUGCUCAAAGCUACUGCAGAGAGUAUUACACAGAUCUGCCCUCCAUCCACAACUCUGAGGAAAAUAACCAGAUAACUAAUGUUCUGUUAGCUGGACACCAUAUCUGGUUUGGUCUGUUCCUGGACUCUUGGGAAUGGUCUGACAAAUGGAGCCGCUUCUUUAGAAACUGGGCAGCAGGUCAACCAUCCCAGAAUUCAGGAUCUAACUGUGUCUGCAUGUCAACAACCGAUUAUGGGGAAUGGGCUCAUGAAAGCUGUGAUCUAAAGCGUCCUUUUAUUUGCUAUAGAGAGGAUGAGAUCAUUAGAAAACAGAUUAUCAGACUGAAAUUGUCCUAUAAUGAUAACUGCACACUGAAUGAUCCUUCACUACAGACUGCCAUCCUGAAUGAGAUAAGUGAAAAGCUGAAGAGCAUGGGGCUGGAAAGGGACAGCAAAAUAAGCUGGAGAAAAGGGGAAGGUGGAGAAGUGUUUCAUCAAGAGAGCAGUUUCAAAUAAUAAAAAAUACACCUCUAUAAAUAUAUCUAUAUAAAAUAUACAUCUAUAUGAUGAGUUGUUUACUUACUUUUUAAUUAGUUUUCCCAUUGUUAUCAUUGUCGUCAUUCGGGCCGAUUCGAGAAUGUGCACGAAAACAAGAGGUAGGAUUUAUCGCACAAACCAACCAUAACCGAUCAUAUCCAGUCAUAGCAUGAUGGAGGCAUUGCCUCCUCUCAUGUGACUUUCUCCCAUUCAUUCUUCAAACUAUAAAAACAUUAUUUUUGUAAUAUUGAUUAUUUUCUCAUCGAGUUUUUUGGAGACACUGCCUCUCUUGCCUCCUCAGAGGAAACGCC
Messenger RNA from Megalobrama amblycephala (Wuchang bream), 1746 nucleotides. Its product is annotated as macrophage mannose receptor 1-like. Lineage: Eukaryota; Metazoa; Chordata; Actinopteri; Cypriniformes; Xenocyprididae. The record is from RefSeq and is a predicted model, not a curated record. The transcript has 5 exons. The coding region runs from base 476 to 1414 and encodes 312 amino acids.